GCAUGAGGGUAUAUGUACUGACAUCCUCUAAAAGCCACAGGCAAUCGGCUCCCAUACCGAUUCCUUGACUCUCUCGAGCUCCACGACCGAGAAUCAAUACCAAAAUGACCCUUUGCUGGAACAGGACAGCCAGUUUUUGGAAAUUCCCGUCCAUCCGCCAUCGGGCAAUAUGAAUCAAGACCUGAUGGGAAUCAACUUCUCAUAUUCAUUGAUAAACCCGAGCGAUCAAAACUUUCUUUCUGCGCACAGUCCACGGCCGCUUCCAAACCUGCAAUCCCUUCCAUACCUGCAACCCCAAAAUCGGCUGGAAGACCCAGGAGGUGCAGUGGCGAUUGGACAUCUCGAUUCCUUUAUCCACUGCCUCGAGAACGGUAACUACCCUCCGAGCGUCCUGCCUCGUAUGGCAGAAAGGUUGGAUCGUGCCUAUAGUACCUUCCAAAAUCUGGAAAAGUCACAUUUGCCGGUAGCUCCGGGCCCGAGGUCGCUUGGGGAGAGCUCCAAGCCAGGCGUGAGCUAUCUUUGUCUCAAGUGCCCACAAGGCAAAAGGAAGACUAUCAAAAGCCUUGGAUCGUUCAAGCGUCACGUCACAACCGAGCACUAUUACCAAUACGAAUAUCACUGUCCGCGAGAAUGUCCCUGGUUCGCACGACGCAAAGACAAAGUCCAUGACCAUCUUCGGUCCGUCCAUCGUGAACGAGGAAGUGCUGGCCUAAAGCAUAUGGGACGGUUCGAAAAGCAAUUGCCUCCGCCGAAGCAUUGUCCCCAAUGCCUCAGGCCCGUUGAAAGCUGGAAAGAUUUUUUCCAUUGCUUCGCCAGCCACUGCCGUGUGGAAGAAGAUGGUAGCCCCCUAAGUAGAAGGGGUGAUGAUGACAGCGGGAGCGGUGGCGGGGGCAAUCCCAAUGGUCAAAACGACUGGAACCCUGGACCCAGCGGAAUAAACCCCGGGUCCUAUUUCCCUCAGGGAGGAAGUGGGAACGCUUCCUUCUCGGCAAAUGAUACUAGCUAUUCCGGCGGCGGCGGCGGUGCCUAUAACAAUUUUCACUAUGCGUCACCCAGCCUUCAGAAUGUGAUCUUGUCGUUGAAUGGGGAGGCACCUCCUUCUGAUCAAAUAUGCCCAUCGGCCGCCAAGUUAAAAUCGGAUCCACCGAAGGGUGGACAAGCGUGUCCACUAUCAUCCCCAAGAACAUCGGUCUCUGCCCUUUUGCAGAAGUCUGCUGCGCCGCCGCCCUCAAAAGCUGUAUCAGGCACAAAGAAUCCCUUACUAGGGCCUCUAUCAGCCGUUCACAAUGCUUCGGCGGGAUGCGAGCCGUCAGAACCUUCGAAGCCACCAUACACUCCAAAUGGACUGAAACAUUCAAAACAUCGUGCCAAUUUAUCCGACAGAAAACGGAAGGAAAAGCGUCCGCCCAAGAAAAGCGAUGCUCCCCGCAGGCAAUGCCUCACAUGUGGCCAUCUAUUUGAUGGGUGCGCUCGAUGCCAGUCUGUCAAACUUGAGGGCGAUUGGUGUCACGCUUGUCUAGGGAGAUGUGGUCAACGACAGGUCCAACCUAUUUCAUAUGCCUGCCAUGACCCCGACUCCUACUUGAACUUCAUUUGCAACGGGGUCUCGGAGCGGCCUUCCUUAACCUUUGCAAUAUCGGUAUUUACCCGACUCUCCUUUCAACCGCCUUGGUCUGUAAAGGACGUCUGCAGAGCCCUGAUGUCAAACACCAAGCUAUCCACAGAAUGCAAGGGUGCUGAACAAAUUCCCUCGUGGGCUGAUGUCACGAGUGCUUCCACUGGGAUAAACGUCCUUGACUUUGUCGCCAAUCCAAACCGGUUUGACCAAGCAUCUAGGCACGAUGUGCCUUCAAUUAUCCAUCCCAUGGUCACAAAGUCCAUGGCAUUACUGCUCCAAUCACAGCCCAGAAAGGUUGAUAGACCUGACAGGCGCGUGGUGCCGAUGCCUUUCGAGCUGAGCAGAUGCUUCUCUCCAUCUGCUCACUUCCAUCAAAGGAAAGUUGGACUGUAUGACUAUUGCCGAGAUCUCUUGUCUGGAGACGAUUCUUGCAACUUAUCAGUAAUGACCAUACCUUUGGGAUUCAGCGAGGACGUACUACCGCUUCGCAGCUUGCAGUUUCCAAGCAGAUGUGAGUACUAGAAUAUUCAUCCUAAGCUCGCCAUGCUGACCAACUAUCAGACAAUGCAAGUGAUACCUCGCGCUUUGCAUCCAGGCAGCAAGCGCGCCAACCCAUACCAAAGGGUCCAUUCGAUCUCAAUGACCAUGACCACAGUAUCCAUCUACGUCUUCGGUCCAAGGAUUUGAAGAAUGAGCUCCAAGUCC
Messenger RNA from Penicilliopsis zonata CBS 506.65, 2323 nucleotides. RefSeq lists its product as hypothetical. The record is from RefSeq and is a predicted model, not a curated record. NCBI's taxonomy places the organism in Eukaryota, Fungi, Ascomycota, Eurotiomycetes, Eurotiales, Aspergillaceae. Bases 170 to 2140 code for a protein of 656 amino acids. The transcript has a single exon.